This is a messenger RNA of Schistosoma rodhaini, 2877 nucleotides long. The record is from the annotation of a GenBank genome assembly. NCBI's taxonomy places the organism in Eukaryota, Metazoa, Platyhelminthes, Trematoda, Strigeidida, Schistosomatidae.
AUGGAGGAAAUAAUGAUGGACAUAGACGAGAAUCUAGAUUUGUUUCUUGAUCAACCGAUAACAUUUCCAAAUCGACGAGAUUUACCUAUCUUGGGAAACGCCGACAUAAUGCAACCAGGUUUGCAACAACUUCAACCAGAUAGAAGUUCAUGUAACGAUAUAUCGUGUAAUAUUUUUCAGUCUGUUGAGCCCUAUUCGACAUUUCAAUGUAGCUCUUCUGAUGCACACUCGUGUGAAUAUACAUGGUCUAGCUCGGACUACCAAUUUAACAAAUAUAUAUAUGAAGCAACAUUCUCAAGCACAACUUUACCUCUUCCAGGGACCAAACAAAGUCGUAACCUACCUCUUGUUGAGCGUCUUGGCGUAGUCGACUCUUCUUCCCAAAUCUGCUCCUCAUUUUUGUCAGGUAAUCUUAAAUCUGGUCUUUUGAAUUUGGCUACCACCAGUAGUGAAGGGUGUGGACCUUAUUUAAAUAACAGUGUUAGUGAAGCAGAUUACCAUGGUCCCCAUCCUUAUCGACCAUCGCUUCCUGUGUCUCACAAGCGCUACUUCCUACAUCAACCCAGAGUUGCUGGUCAACACCAAAGCAGCAACCAUUCUGUUGGCAUGGAAUCAAAAUAUGGAUUAACUACAGGUUCAAUACACACAAAAGGUCACGUGGCUGAACCCAUACAAUCGUUUGGUUAUUGUGUAGAAUCGAAUAAAGAAAAAGGCGAUCAUACAAACAAAUCUGCUCUUUUAAAUGCCUUACUGCGUGGUAGUAGCAUUAGUCAAAAUUCGAACUCGCCCAGUGAUUGCAUGGACACUAGUGCAUUUCAGGAAACUUCAAAGUGUUCAUCUCCCUUACUUUGUAAUGCUUUAAGCAAUUCAGGAAAGUGCUUUGAUAGUUCACCCAACAAACAUCUAAUCCACCUCAACGAUUCAUCAAAUAAGUCAGUUCAGGCCAAAAAAGGCUCCAAUCUUCUUACAAAUACAAAAGGAUUCUCAGAUUCUUACACUCAUUCUGGUUAUUCAUACAAUGAUAAUUCAUCUAUUACUUCGAUAAACACAGUACAGAAUGUUGACAUCCCCAGGAUUAAUUCACUGAAUGUUGCGGAUAAUAUAUCAGUUCCAGUGGCUAACUAUGGGGGAUCUAGUGACUGUUCCGUAACUCAGAAUCAUGAGCCCGAUUUGUCUGUUUUGACACCAACUGUAUCUCGAGCUGAUGGUUCAUCUUUUCUAAUCUCUCAUAAUCUUUUGGUAAAAAAUUGCAGAACGGAACCCAUUAGCUUUGGUGUUAAUGACCUUUUAAUGCGAAGUUCCAAUAAAUACUUCAAUAACACUGAAGUGAUUUCUCAACAAAGCUCAGUGGAUUUACAUAAGUCUCUUGGUCUACCGUUAGAACGAAAAAAUUCAAACGUACAAACUUUGGAUCCAAAGGGCUCUGCCUUAGACAGUACGCAGGGAAACCCAAAUUAUUUGGUUAAUGUCAGCACUGUUCCUUCUCAGAAUUCACAAAACUCCACCCUUAUUUUCAAAGGAAAUAAUGGGCUUUCUACACAAAUCCAUGGAAAUCUUUCUGUUUCAUCAAAUACAGGUUUUAAUUUCUCCAGUCGUAAUUCUGGUUCGUGCACAAUCCCUAUUAGUUCUCUUUCAGAAUCGAACAUGUUUGCUCUACCAAGUAGUGUGAUUAGGAAUGCAUACACAGAAGAUUCUAAUUCUGAGCUGGAAACUUUGGUACCUGGAAGUUGGACUGAACCACAGAUUUUUCCACAUGUAACCAAUAUUACACUAAAUGAUAUGGAUCAACUUCCUAAAGCAUCACUCACAAGUGAUAAAUGUUUAAACGUAUCUAAGAUUAUCGAAAGUAAUCCAUCAAUGCUCGGACGUUCCAGUUCAGCUGGGAAUUUAUUCUCACUUCAACAUAAUCAAAUUCCUAGUUGUUCGGUACAGGGUUCAGCAACUACUACAUCGAGUUUUGGAAGUACAGAAAUUUUAUCUCCAAUGUUUUCUAACCAUAAAGGAUUUUUGUAUGCUACUUCACCAUCGUGUUCUCCACCUUCGAUUUCGGAACAAAAUGAUCAAGCUAAACAUAUUCUAGGUAAUUCCUCUGAAGAACGACGACGCCAAUCUAUGCAAUCUGGUUUACAAACUCUACGACAACUGUUGAAAUUGCAUUCCAAUUUAGAUAAUAUUGGCGGUAGUAAUCGUCUGGCAGCUCGCAGGCAUCUAAGCAAUUUAGAAAUGCCUGCUAUAUCUGGCACUUAUUCAUUUGGGGAUACAGAUAUGCCUAGUGAAAUGCUUAGUGUUGGGUUACGUCCAUCAAAUGGGUUAGAUUUUACAUCUGAUGAACAAAUGAUAUCUUCAGGAACCGAAGUUGGUGGUACUGCUCGAGCAUCUAAAGCUGCAACGCUAAGAAGUGCUGCAGAGCUAAUACGAAAAUUAAGAGAUGAGCGAAAUGUAUUGGAGACACAGUGUACAAAUCUUAAGGGGGAAGUAAAAGCUUUGAAAAGUGCAAUUAACCUUUUUUGUGAAAAAUUGCCUCCAUCCAAUUCAUCAUCUACAAGGUCAAUAUCAGAUCAAAAUUUAAAUUCUUACUAUUCUGAAUGGUUUCGUGCAUAUGUGCUGAAACAAACUGAAGUUAAUUGGAAAUUUUAUAUAUUUAGUUUAAUAAUUGGUAGAAUUUUCAAGUCUUAUUGUAAUACAACAAUUUCAAGUUCACGUGAUCAGUUUAUCCGAUCUGUAUAUGGUUGGUUAGAUGCCAGUUGUUCCCUGGUACAACUAAGACCUGCUGUAAUGCAAGCUUUAUGCACUCUUGGGAAAACAACAUCUGUCUUACAAGAACCAAACAAAUUACCUGAACAAUCUAGAUCAUUGUCUAUCACGAAUUUACUUUGA